AGAAAUUGGAGAAAUUGAAGAUAUUCAUGAUUUCGUAGUUUUCGCCGUUAGGAAUGAUGAAUUUAUUCAUUCUUUUCCUCUUCCUUAUUCAAAGCGAGGCAAUCACCAUACCUGAAUCUCCACUCCCCACACCUGCUUCAAGCCUGCCAGUCCAAAUGAGAGCCCGUCAAACGACGUCGUUUGGUACACUUUGUGGAUAUUCAAAUGGCGACAUCGAAAUUCCUCGGACAGCUGAACCUGGAUAUGCUUGUCGCGAAAAUACUAUCGAUAAUUUAUGGGGAUUUUGCCCAAACACUAUAGCUGAAGCUACCAAUUGUGAUUUUGUUGGCUACUGUGUCGACGAUGGCACUUGCUCUACCGGUUGUGGGAGAUCUAGUCUGACACAAAUUUAUUGUACAAACGAGAUGCCUUAUUGCUCAACAGCUUUAUUGGUUUCCGAAGAACAAACAUAUACAUAUCUCACAUGUGCGACAUCGCCAACCACCAACUUUUAUCUGGCCAAUCCAACAAGCAGUUCUGUUUCGACAGUUUCGUCGGCUUCGGGAUCACAAGUACCGACGACACAAUAUUACUCUACCAUUGUUGUCGCAACGUCCUCAUCAGCUCCUGGUACGCAGUCGACUAGUGCGCAGUCAACUAGUGCGCAGUCAACUAGUGCGCAGUCAACUAGUGCGCAGUCAACUAGUGCGCAGUCAACUAGUGCGAAAGCCUACCAACAUGUUGGAGCCAUAGUUGGAGGAGUCCUUGGAGGCCUUGCUCUUAUUUUCCUUAUUGUUAUUGCUCUGAUCUUCUUGAAACGAUAUAAACCAUCAACUUCACUGAAAGGCGAGAAAGAUAUCAAUGGGGAAUCAAUAGCCUUUACAGGACCUGUUGCCGACAAAGGCGGAUUGCACGAACUUUACGAUUAUAGAAAAGAGGCCAGGGAGCUUGAUUCUACCACCUCGGCAAUGAAAGAAAUUCGGAUUGAAGUCCGGAGUCUUGAAAGGGAAUGA
Messenger RNA from Botrytis sinoallii, 992 nucleotides. RefSeq lists its product as uncharacterized. The coding region runs from base 54 to 992 and encodes 312 amino acids. The record is from RefSeq and is a predicted model, not a curated record. The transcript is spliced from 2 exons. Lineage: Eukaryota; Fungi; Ascomycota; Leotiomycetes; Helotiales; Sclerotiniaceae.